AUGGCGUCUCCUCCUCACUUCGUUGUAAUUCCACUGCCCGUCUAUGGCCACAUCUUCCCGAUGCUCCAUCUCUCCGUGCAGCUCGCCUCCAUUGGAAACAAGAUCACAUUCAUCGCCAGCACUAGGACCAAGACCACCACGCUCUCCACCUUCGAAUCCAGUCUAUCCCAGAUCCAAGACCCUCAAACAGUACGUACCAAUCUCAUCUUUGAGUUUCUCUCCGGCGACGAACUUCUCCAGCAAGGUGGCGAGCAAGGCUUCCGGGCCAGUCUCGACUGGAUGGUCAGCCAGAUCACUGCCGUGGACGAAGCAAUCGAAUCCUGUGUUAGCCGUCACGGCCCAGUUUCCUGUGUGAUCCUCGACUUCAUGGUUUUCUUCCUCAAGAACGCAGCGGCAGACAAGAGAAAUGCCACUGUUGCUGCCUUGUGGACUGCUUCCGCCCCAUGGAUGCUCCUUUCUUUGCAGAUCCAAGCUUUGAUCGACGGGGGAUAUGUUCCACUCACGCCUUCCAAUGCUCUGUCCGUCGUCUCCGGCCUCACUGGAGUUCCACCCUUGUGCAACUACAAAGACGUUCCGGUGUGCCUGCUCAAGCCGGUGACAGACCAGCAGAUUGAGGAGAUAGCAGUGAUCUCGAAGAUGUUUUUGGAGGUGCCAUGGCUGCUGGUGAACACGAUCCCGGAGCUGGACAGUCGAUCGCUGCGCUGCGUCCGUCAGCUCGGAGUUAAGUCAGUCGCAAUUGGUCCUCUGCUGCCACUCCCGGUGAAGGACUCUUGUAGAGCUCCAGACGAUGUUCCGGUUCUCUCCUGGCUCGACCAGAAGCCACCCCAGUCUGUCGUCUUUAUCUGCUUUGGAACGCUGGCGGAGAACACGCUGGAGCAGCUCCAAGAACUUGCGAGUGCGCUGGAGGAGCUGACGAACCAGAGUUUCCUGUGGGUGCUGCGACCGUCGCAGCAAUCGUGCCUGAGCGAGGAUUUCAAGCGACGAACAGCUGCCAGAGGUAAGAUCGUUCCCUGGUGCUCGCAGCUCCAAGUUCUCAGCCACCCUUCCAUCGGUGGAUUCGUGACGCACUGCGGCUGGAACUCCAUCCUUGAGAGCCUGAGCUGUGGCGUCCCAAUGCUCGGUUGGCCGUGCCUUGGAGAGCAGAGUCUCAACUCCAAAUACUUAGCGGAUGUGUGGAAAGCCGGCACCAGAAUUGUUCCUUACAAUCCCGAUGGCAGCAACAGGGUAGUGAACCGGUCCGAGGUAUCGAAAGAAAUCGCCCUUUUGAUGACAGGCGAGGAAGGACAAGAGUUGAGGAAGCGUGCUCGCGCGAUUCAGAAGGCGAGUACGCGAGCCAUGCAGUCGUCAGUCGAUGAACUUCGGCGCUGGAUUGCUCAACUGUUCCAGCAGGGAGAAGAAGCUUCAGUGGAAGAACAAGUGUAA
Molecule: messenger RNA, 1422 nt
Organism: Selaginella moellendorffii
Lineage: Eukaryota; Viridiplantae; Streptophyta; Lycopodiopsida; Selaginellales; Selaginellaceae
Product: anthocyanidin 3-O-glucosyltransferase 2-like
Exons: 1
Coding region: 1-1422 (473 amino acids)
Molecular function (GO): UDP-glycosyltransferase activity
Source: RefSeq, a predicted model, not a curated record